Molecule: messenger RNA, 1663 nt
Organism: Eptesicus fuscus (big brown bat)
Lineage: Eukaryota; Metazoa; Chordata; Mammalia; Chiroptera; Vespertilionidae
Gene: ACBD4
Product: acyl-CoA binding domain containing 4
Exons: 10
Coding region: 139-1059 (306 amino acids)
Biological process (GO): fatty acid metabolic process
Molecular function (GO): fatty-acyl-CoA binding
Source: RefSeq, a predicted model, not a curated record
CAUUCGGGCCCGACGGGGCCGGGAGGUCAGUAGGAAGCCUUCGGCUAGUGGCGAGAGAGGACCCAGGUGUCCGGCCGGGCAGGGGUCUCCGCAGGAGUUGCGCAAAAGUAGGGUCCCCAGGGCUCAGAGCAGCUGGAGAUGGGUACCGAGAAAGAAAUCCCGGAACCGGACUGCCAGAAACAGUUCCAGGCCGCAGUCAGAGUCAUUCAGAACCUGCCCAAGAACAACAGUUAUUACCGCCCCUCCUAUGAAGAGAUGCUUCGAUUCUACAGCUACUACAAGCAGGCUACCAUGGGGCCCUGCCUGGUUCCCCGGCCUGGGUUCUGGGACCCCAUUGGACGAUAUAAGUGGGAUGCCUGGAACAGCCUGGGCAAGAUGAGUAGGGAGGAGGCCAUGUUUGCCUACAUCACUGAGAUGAAGGUGGUGGCACAGAAGGUGAUCGACACAGUGCCCCUGGGUGAGGUGGCAGACGACAUGUUUGGUUACUUUGAGCCCCUGUACCAGGUGAUCCCUGACAUGCCGAGACCCCCGGAAACCUUUCUGCAAAGGGUCACAGGUCUUGAAGAGCAGGUACUGAAUGGAGAUACUGGGACUACCCCAGAGUCUCCCUGCCUUCCCAAGGAACCAGCACCCCCAAGCCCAGAGUCUCAGCCACCCAGGGACCCGGACCCCGAGGUUUUCUGUGAUUCCCUGGAGCAGCUGGAGCCUGAGCUGCAGGUUUGGGCAGAGCAGAAGGGCGCACCUGGAGGAGAGCCUGACACCAGAAACCGCCCUGUGCCCCCAACAGGGAAAGAGGGGUUCAGAGGCAGCCUGCCGGGGCCCCAGGAAUUGGACUCGUGGCUGGUGGGGACAGUUCGAGCACUGCAGGAGAGCAUGCGGGAUGUCCAGGGGAGACUGCAAAGCCUGGAGAGCAUGCCUGCCCCCUGCAAGGAGCAGCGGCCCCCAUCCCGAGCUCGGCCUUGGCCCCUCAGGCUCUCCGGCCCUACGCUGCUCUUCUUCCUCCUGUGGCCCUUCAUUGUCCAGUGGCUCGUCAGGCAGUUUCGGACCCUGAAGAGGUGAUUCUCAGUGGAGGAGUCUGCAGCCAACGGAGGAGGCUGUGUGCCCCCAGUCCUGCUGUGCCCGGAGCCUUCCUAGGGUUUAAGAGAAGAGCACUAACCCCACCCACCACCACUAACAACCAGUGUUUGCCUCGGCACCCCUCCCCCAAUGGGGAGCACGGCAAAUGAGACCCCUCCUUUCCCAGCAGCUUCACGGGGAUGCUUCGUCCACCUCCCACCCCUCGAACCACCCCCGGUUUCCUGGGAAGGUUGCAGUUGCAGUGCACGUCCCGGGUUUGGGGUUGGCCGGUGACUCGGGGCGGGGCUGCCGAGUCUCCGCUUCGGCCCUCCCCAAGCCCUGGGUCACCUGACUUCUCCCCAACCCAGCCUCUCCCCGAGGAGGCUCAGCUGUCGGGCAGGUUGGGACCGGGGCCGGGGCCGGGGAUUGGUUGGCUGGGAGGCUUCGGGAGGGAGGCCCCGCCAAGUUGGGGGCCGGCGGAGAGCAGGCCCCCGGGAGGGGCGAGAGCUGCGUUUGCUAGCCUUCCCCUCCCCACGCACACUCAGGUCGUCUUCACCGAAGAUCCACUUACAAAUGAAUGUUUCACUAAAUAAAAUAAAACAAUCUU